Molecule: messenger RNA, 1114 nt
Organism: Zingiber officinale
Lineage: Eukaryota; Viridiplantae; Streptophyta; Magnoliopsida; Zingiberales; Zingiberaceae
Product: GRF-interacting factor 1-like
Exons: 4
Coding region: 341-937 (198 amino acids)
Biological process (GO): cell population proliferation; leaf development; positive regulation of transcription by RNA polymerase II
Cellular component (GO): nucleus
Molecular function (GO): transcription coactivator activity
Source: RefSeq, a predicted model, not a curated record
UUAACUUAAAAGACAAAAUUGAGAAACUUAAGUUUUGGAUUUUUUUGAUAAAUAGUCAAGAAAUUUAGUACCUUGGAAUUAGUAUAUUGCAAAUUAGUGAACACAUGCAAAAGAGAGUUCAAGAUUUGGAUGCGACGCCGACCAUUGACCAAGCAAAGAAGAGAGAGGGAAAGAAAUAACCUCAGUAAAAACACAAAGCCCAAGGUGACCACCUGUUGCCCUCUCGUUUCCUGUUCCUUGUCUCUUACAAGUAUAACCCAACGAGGAGAGAAGAGAAGGCACAUUGUAUUUUGAAAGGGGAAAAAAGAAAAUAAAAAACAAAGGCUGGUUUGAAGAGAUCAUGCAGCAGCACCUCAUGCAGAUGCAGCCCAUGAUGGCAGCUUAUGCUUCCCCAAAUCAAGUCACCACUGAUAUCAUACAGCAGUAUCUGGAUGAGAACAAGCAAUUGAUUCUGGCUAUUCUAGACAACCAAAAUACAGGGAAAGCUGAAGAAUGUGCUGAAAACCAAGCAAAACUUCAAAGGAACCUCAUGUACCUCGCUGCCAUCGCAGACAGUCAACAAGCUCCGACCCUGACUCAGUUUCCUCCGAAUAGUAUGAUGCAGUCUGGCCCUCGAUACAUGCCACACCAGGCAGCCCAGCAGCUGACUCCUCAGUCCCUCUUGGCGGCCAGAACCUCCAUGCUCUAUCAGCAGUCGCCGAUUUCUUCUUUGCAGCAGCAAGCAGCGCUGCAUGGGCAGCUAGGAGCGAGCAGUGGCUUCAACAUCCUCCAUGGCGAAGCGAGUGUGGGAUUCCCCGACUUCGGCCGCGGCAAUUCAUCGAAGCAGGAAGGUGGGAGUGCAUUGUCGGCGGAAGGUCGCGGCGGGAACUCAGCGAGGCAGAGUGGCGACGGCACGGAGUCUCUCUACUUGAAGGGCUCGGAGGAGGAAGGCAACUAGUAAUUAGUAUAAAAAGCUUGAUAGAUGUUAAAAAUGGCAGACUUGUUACUACUCCUUUUAAGUAGAUGGGUGUUUCGAACGGUUAUUCCGGGUUGCGUUGUAGGUUUUUCACUUUUUUUGUUGACGCCUAUGCUGUCUCAAUCUGCAAUAAAUUCUGUGUUGAUCUUUGGGUGUGCU